AUGUUCAGCAAAAUUGUAGCUUUCGGUGCUUUGGUAGCGGCCGCAAACGCUGGUCUACUCCAUGGACAUGGCGCUGCCGUGUCUUCUCAAAGCAUAGUCCGCCAUGAUGCAAGCUACGGAGCCGCUCCUCUAGCCCAUGCCGCAGUACCUGUUGCCCAGGCUGUCCAUUACGCUGCUCCUGCUGCCGACUACGACGGUCAUGACUACUAUGCUCAUCCCAAAUACGACUACACGUACUCGGUAGCAGACCCUCACACCGGUGACCACAAGUCCCAACAUGAAAUCCGCGAUGGCGAUGCAGUGCACGGAUCUUACUCUCUGCUCCAACCUGAUGGCUCCGUCCGUACCGUAGACUACACCGCCAAUGACCACACCGGUUUCAACGCAGUAGUACACAACUCCGCCCCUGCUGUGCACCCCGCACCCGCUCAUAACUACCACCAUUACUAA
Messenger RNA from Parnassius apollo (apollo), 450 nucleotides. The record is from the annotation of a GenBank genome assembly. Lineage: Eukaryota; Metazoa; Arthropoda; Insecta; Lepidoptera; Papilionidae.